This is a messenger RNA of Gopherus flavomarginatus (Mexican gopher tortoise), 1281 nucleotides long. It is a transcript of the gene TUSC1, whose product is annotated as tumor suppressor candidate 1. NCBI's taxonomy places the organism in Eukaryota, Metazoa, Chordata, Testudines, Testudinidae. Bases 28 to 588 code for a protein of 186 amino acids. The record is from RefSeq and is a predicted model, not a curated record. The transcript has a single exon.
AGCCAGAGCAGCGAAGGCACAGCACGGAUGAGGCGCAUGCGCGGUGCUGGACGGCGCUGGAGCUGCGGGCCCGGCGCGGGCUCGCGGAGGGGUCGGGGGGCAGCCGUUGGCGGAGGCGAGGCGGCGUGCGGCUGGCGGGGCCUGGCGGGCGGCUCGCCGCAGCAGCUGGCGGAGCGAUACGCGGACUUGGCCGCCAGCCACAGCGAGGCGGUGCGGGCCCGCGAGGAGCGGGAGCGCCAGAACGCGCGGCUGCGGGACGAGAACGCGCGGCUGCGGCUGGAGAACCGCCGGCUGCGCCGGGAGAACCGCAGCCUCUUCCGCCAGGCGCUGCUGGGGCCCGGGCCGGAGCCCGACGCGCCGCCCCGCCCGGGCUCCGCCCCCGAGCAGCAGCUGGAGGAGGAAGCGGCGCUCGCGGCCCAGCUGCGGCGGCUGCAGGAGAGGCACCGCCGGGCCCUGCAGCAGCUGCGGCGCCGCCGCGCCCAGGACGGGUUGGAGGAGGACGGGGAGCUGGACGAGCUGCUGCGGGAGUUGGACGGGGAGCAGCCACAGCCGCCGCCGCCGGAGAAGAGCCUGGUGCCGCCCCUAUAGCCCGGGGAGGCUGACGGGGCUCCGCAGUGGUUUGGGGACCUCUCCUUUGGUACCUGAGGCGGACCCAGCUGGCUGCAGCCUGCGGCCGCCUCACGGCGGGGCUCCUCUGCCCCACAGGGCUUUGGGGUCCCAGAAGUAGGCACGGGAGCUUUCUGCAGGAGAAGCCACAGCAUCUGGACGAGGCCCCCGGGAGCCCCACGCAGCAGGAGGGAAAGGGCCUCACAGCGCAGGUGCCUCGUGCCCUUGGAUGUUGAGGAGAAGUUCGUCCUAGAGGGAGAAAUGGAUUCUGGACUUUGCCGCCUCCUGGCAUUGCCCUGUUUGCCUUCUCAGCUUUGAUUUUGGACCUGUGUGUCUUGUUAUCUUUGUGCAGGAGUGAACAAAUCUCAUAGAGGCCAUAAUAGCUCUGUAGAUGACCCAACAAUGGCACAUUUUUUAGCCUGCUACUAGGUUUUAGUACACAUGUAUAUCAGUUUAAAAAAUGAAAAGUUUGUGUGCCAGAUUUAUUUUGACAGCACUUUAAAUGAAAGCUGAUAAUCCUGGGAAUCCUUCUGAAUUGGUUGGCUGCCACUCCAUUCUCUGUAUAUCUUUGACUAUUGAUUUGUUCAUCCUUGUUUGUUGCAUAAUUGGUCUAGACAUGGCACAUCCAGUUCAUAAAACCACAGGUCAUACUAAAUAAAUCCUUGACAACCAAAA